Messenger RNA from Oryza sativa Japonica Group (Japanese rice), 2644 nucleotides. RefSeq names its product L-type lectin-domain containing receptor kinase SIT2-like. The record is from RefSeq and is a predicted model, not a curated record. Gene Ontology annotation, molecular function: ATP binding; carbohydrate binding; transmembrane receptor protein serine/threonine kinase activity. Lineage: Eukaryota; Viridiplantae; Streptophyta; Magnoliopsida; Poales; Poaceae. Gene Ontology annotation, biological process: defense response to bacterium; protein phosphorylation; defense response to oomycetes. Gene Ontology annotation, cellular component: plasma membrane.
CCCUGCAGGCUCUAGCACAAGCUUAGCUAGCAACGUGAAAUCUUUGUAGGCAGUUGAAGCUUAUAUGUGCUGAGCUCCUACCCUCCAAUGCCGUCCAUCUCCAUGUCCCUCUCGCCGACGUCGCCGUGCACCUCGCAUCGUCGCCGUCACCGUCGCCGACGACCAGACCAGCAACAGUGCCAGCGACGGCGGCUGCUGCCCAACUCCAACAACUAAACUGUUCAACUCCUUCAGCUACUACUUCACUUGGGUUAAUUUGUACAUUGCUCUCUGCCAUGGCGGCGCCGGCAGCCGUUCUUGCCGUGCUCCGGUGGCGGCAGCGGCGGUGGCUGGUUGAGCUGGUCGCUCUCCUGCUUCUUCUUGCUCGAGGUGGCGCUGCCGCGGUUGACCAAUUCUUGUUUCCCGGCUUCUCCGGCGACGGCGUGGCCACCAGCGGCGCGGCCGCCGUCACCUCCACCGGUCUACUGCAGCUCACCAACGAGACGAAGGAGGUGUUCGGCCAUGGCUUCUACCCCAAGCCGGUCAGCUUGAGAAACGCCUCCACCGGCGCGGCGGCCUCCUUCUCCACCACCUUCGUGUUCGCCAUCGUGCCCAAGUAUCCCGACGCGCAUGGCCACGGCCUCGCCUUCGCGCUGGCGCCGUCGGUGGCCGUCCCCGGCGCCGUCGCCGGCAAGUACCUGGGGCUCUUCAACACGUCCGACAGCACGGGCCAGAUCAAGAACAAGAUCGUCGCCGUCGAGCUCGACACGGCGCGGGACGACGAGUUCGCCGACAUCGACGACAACCACGUCGGCAUCGACGACAACAGCCUGAAAUCCGUGAACUCCAGCCCGGCGGGGUACCACGACGCCGCCACCGGCGGCAAGCUCGCCAGCGUCAACCUGAUCGGCGGCGAGCCCCUGCAGGUGUGGAUCGAGUACGACGGCGACAGCGCGUGGCUCGAGGUGACGGUGUCGCCGGCCGGCAUGCUCAGGCCGGCCGCCCCGCUGGUGUCUUGCACCGUCAACCUGUCGUCCGCCGUGGCCGGCGACACGUACGUCGGGUUCUCGGCGGCGAACGGCGCCGCCGCGAGCUCGCACUACGUCCUCGGCUGGAGCUUCCGCCUCGGCGGCGGCGGCCGCGCGCAGGACCUCGACCUCGCCAAGCUCCCGCGGCUCCCGUCGCCGAGCAAACCCAAGAAGACGUUGCCGCCGCUGAUCAUCUUGACAAUUCUCCUCCUCUCCGUCGUGAUCCUGCUCCUGGCGGCGGCGGCCGUGGCGGCGCUCGUGGUGCGAAGCCGGCGGUACGCCGAGGAAGAGGAGGAAUGGGAGAUCGAGUACGGGCCACACAGGAUCAGCUACAAGGACCUCCACGGCGCGACCAAGGGGUUCCGCGACGUCAUCGGCGCCGGCGGCUUCGGCAGCGUGUACCACGGCGUGCUGCCGAGGUCCGGCGUGGAGGUCGCCGUGAAGAAGGUGUCGCACGACUCGCGGCAGGGGCUGCGGGAGUUCGUGUCGGAGAUCGCCAGCAUGAGCCGGCUGCGCCACCGCAACCUGGUGCAGCUGCUCGGCUACUGCCGGCGCCGCGGCGAGCUGGUGCUCGUCUACGACUACAUGGCGAACGGCAGCCUCGACAAGCACCUGUUCGCCGGCGGCGAGCGGCCGGCGCUGAGCUGGGAGAAGCGCGGCAAGAUCGUCCGGGACGUCGCCGCCGGGCUGCUGUACCUGCACGAGGGGUGGGAGCAGGUGGUGGUGCACCGUGACAUCAAGGCCAGCAACGUGCUCCUCGACGCCGACAUGAACGGCAAGCUCAGCGACUUCGGCCUCGCCCGGCUCUACGACCACGGCGCUAACCCGCAGACGACGCGCAUCGUCGGCACGCUCGGCUACCUCGCGCCGGAGCUGAGCAAGACCGGCAAGGCCACCACGAGCACCGACGUCUUCGCCUUCGGCGCCUUCUUGCUCGAGGUGGCGUGCGGCCGGAGGCCCAUGGAGUUCACCGUCGACGACGACUCGCCGGGGCUCGUCGAGCUCGUCCUCGAGCACUGGAAGGCCGGCGAGAUCACGGCGGCGAGGGACCCCAGGAUCGGCGACUGUGACGAGGACGAUCUCGAGGUCGUCCUCAAGCUCGGGCUUCUCUGCUCGCACCCUGACCCGCGCCGCCGGCCGAGCAUGAGGCAGGUGGUGCAGAUCUUGGAAGGCGCCGCGCCGGCGCCGGAGACGUUGCCGGAGGACCUAGAAUGCGGCGUGGGGCAGUUCUACGACGAGUCAUUCGACGAGUUCGUCACCGGCUUCCCGUCCACGUCGGAGAUCACCACGUCGACGACGCAGUCCACCGACGAGCAGCAGCGGCUGGUUGGCUGUGUUCAGUUGAGCACUGCCGAUUUUCUGAAGACAACUUAAAAUGUAAAAAUGUCAGUGAGCAAAUACUUGCAGCAUUAGGUGAUUGUUUGGGCUUUGGAUCUUCUGGAGUUAGUAACAUAGGGAUACUGUCAAUCAUUUUCAGAUAUGAUCAUAUAGAGGUUUUGAUCAAAGAUUAGUACAGCAUUCAGCUUAGAAGUUACCUUGUUGCAGUUUCAGAAGAAUGUACACCUGCAAGAAGGCAAGAACCGUGUAAGAAAUUUUGCAAGGGAAGAAAAAAAAAUAUGGAUCCCCUUUUUUUUUUU